GAUUAUCUAAGAGCUAGUUUCCCAGACAGAUUAAACCUAGUCCUCAGAUUUAAAGACUUCCUCCAAUGAUUUUUGUUUGUUUGUACUUGUCCUAUUGCAGUGGUAUCCCAAGUAUAAAUACGAUGUGCACUAAAGGGUAAAAAAAAAAAAGUUUUCUAUUUGGUGUUUUUUUAUACAACUGCAAACUUUAAGGAGUUGGUUUGACUGGAAGUCUUGAUGUCAUCGGCCUCCCCAUUGCUUGAGGAGCACUAGAGAACAGAAGAGGGAAGGCCCACCCCCACUGGUGCUGUCAUGACUUGCAUGGAUCACCUGUUGAGAUGUGUAAUCGGGUGUUUAAUGAUGUGACGAAGAGGCGGCUGCUGUUGUUGAAGAUUCACCAUUGAGGAUGCUCUUAGUCCAGGACUAGGCUUACUCAUUGACUGGGAAACUGGCCCUAAACAAAUUUGACAAGUUUUCUGUAGUCGAGUCAAAUCAGUUACUACACAGGCUCUCUUCUAAUACUCAAAUGAUGUGCCCACAUCUAUAUUGUUUGGGGUGGUGACUACUAAGGUGGUAACAUUACUUACACAUAUCCAAUCACUUACAGCCCUGUGCUUACUUCAUGGACUGGUGGAUUUAAAUACAAAUAUGCUCCUGAAAGUGACAAGGUGAAGAACCUGCCAUUAUUACAGAUGCAGUACUAUUACUUUACCCACACUACCAUUUAAUGGAUUUGGGGCAGGAAUUAUGUAUAUAGACUUAGUGAACAAUCUGGUGGUUAUGUCUAAUUGAAAGCCCGCACAGUAAGUUGUUGUGAACAGCGGUCUGAUCAAUUCGCUAUGAACUCAAAUAGGCCUACAAAUCUGUCGUUCUAGGCUUACUUAUUGAAAAUAAGAAUUUGUUCUUAACUGACUUGCCUAGUUAAAUAAAGGUAAAAUGAGACUCAUCCACUUCAUACAGAAUGUUCUGAAGGUUGAGACUUCAGAUAUUCACCUUGUUUGUCACAGCAUGCUCGAAUGUUAUUUAGUGUUUUGCUUUAUUUGUUGGAAUGACCAUAGCAUUGGCUACUGUCUACUACAUACAUAAAGGUUUGCGUCUCAAAUGGCACACUAUUCCUAUAUACUGCACUACUUUUGAACAGAGAUUUAUGGGUCUUAAUCAAAUUAGCAGCCUAUAAGGAAUAGGGUGCCAUUUUGUUAUUUAAAAUAUUGUAAGGUUUCGGGAUAGUAAAUUAGAACCCAUUCUUCAGUUCCCUGUCUGUUAACACUGGGUCAUUGUCUAGCAGCUGUUUGCAGACUGGAAAAAGACCAGGCCAAAUCCUCAAACUGCGCCAUAUGACUACGGUAAUGCUAUCAUUUGUGCGUUGUUUCCAUGGCACUUUGGUAAACUUUGACAGAUUCUGCAUGUGAGUUUAUUUACACUAGAUGGGGGUGUUGCAAAGUCAAUGGGAGCUACCCAUAUAUCAAUGUUGCUUUUGUGAACAUUUCAUAAUUAUUCUAUAUUUGGCCUAUACCUAUACUUUUUUCAUAAACUUGAGUAUCCAUUUACCACGUGCCAAGUCUUAUUUUUCCAAUUACAUUUUUUUCAUUACUAUUCAUGUUCCUACUUUCAGGUUCUGCGCUCUCUCGCUUCGUCUCAAGCGUCUCUUAUUUCUACGCGCUCCGGUGCAGGGACGGCCCUUGUCUGUGGAAUGACUGAACCAGCAGACGGUUGCGGUAGGAUGGCUGUGGUUGAAACGGGCUGACCGGGCACGGUGUGCUAAUUUUCUUUUUCACGAAUACUUUUGGGAUGCUUUCCUUUAACGAUCUCCCUGCAUAUUUUGUCUACUGUGCGUGUGAACGAGUUUACAUUAUCCAGCAUGCUUUUUCAUUACUGUUUAUAGCUUUGUUACAGAAGACGGGACUGAGCUGUCGGUUUACUAGAGACUACUAGAUAUUGGAUAAUUAAACUCGGGCCAGGAUGUCUUCAAUACGGGAGGAUUAUAUGGCACCUUGGUGGACAUAUUGGCUACACAAUUUCCCUCAUGUCAACUUGAACUUUCAGCCCAUCGACCACACGUUCACCCCCCAGGAUCAGAACUACCAGCAGUCAUUAAUCUUCCUGGCCUGUAUGGUGGCUGCAGGGCUGGGCCUGAACCUGCUCUGCCUGGCCAUUUACCUGAGCUGCCUGUGCUGCUGUCGGAAAGACGAGGAGGAGGAGGAGAGCAAGAGCCCCAACUCCUGCUGUGUCACCUGGUCCGCCGUCACCGCCGGACUCCUCAGCUGCGCUGCUGUGGGAGUGGGUUUCUAUGGCAACAGCGAGACCAACGAUGGGGUGUACCAGCUGACGUACUCCCUGUACAACACCAAUCAUACCCUGGGAGGGGUCGACAGCCUGGUGACGGGCACCAUGGGUAGCAUGGAGAGUGGUCUGAAGCAGCACCUGGCGAGGUUGGAUGAGAUCUUCGCUACGCGGGGAGACUACGUACAGACCCUACGCUUCAUGCAGCAGAUGGCUGACAACGUCAUUAAACAGCUGUUGGGCCUGCCUGACUGGGACAUGACUAAAGUAGACCUGGCCGCUAUCGCAGACCAGACCACAUACAUAGAGUACUACAGGUGGCUCACCUACCUGCUGCUACUGAUUCUAGAUCUGGUGAUCUGUCUGGUGGCUUGCCUGGGCCUAGCCAAACAGUCUCGCUGGCUGCUGACAACUAUGAUGGUGUUUGGGGUGCUGACAUUGAUCCUGAGCUGGGCGUCUCUGGGAGCUGACCUGGCCUCUGCUGUGAGCACCAGUGACUUCUGUGUGACCCCAGACAAGUUCAUCAUGAACCAGACCAAGGACCUAAUCAGUUCUGAGAUAGUGCAUUACUACCUGUACUGCAGCCAGGCCCUCCCCAACCCAUUCCAGCAGUCUCUGACCAUCUUCCAGAGGUCUCUGACCACCAUGCAGAUACAGAUACAGGGCCUGCUGCAGUUCGCUGUGCCUCUCUUCCCAACCGCCGAGAGAGACCUACUGGGCAUUCAGCACCUACUCAACUCAUCAGAGGCUAGCCUCCACCAGCUAACUGCCCUACUGGACUGUAGAGGACUCAACAAGGACUACCUGGAUGCCCUGAUCGGUGUGUGUUAUGAUGGGGUAGAGGGCCUGCUCUACCUCUGCCUCUUCUCCAUCCUGGCAAUUUGUGCCUUCUGUGCCAUGCUGUGUGCCAUCCCCCGGGCAUGGACACAUAUCACCAGCAGGGAGCGUGAUUAUGACGAUAUAGACGAGGGUGACCCGUUUAACCCUCAGGCCAGACGCAUGACGACCCACGACUCCAACCAUGCCACCAACAUGCACAGCUUCUGCAGCUACAGCUGCAGUGUGGGCAGCCAGAGCAGCCUUCACCCACCUGCCGCCCAUGCUGCCCAGACUGUGUCCAACGCACCCGUCUCAGAGUACAUGAACCAGUCAGUGUUGUUCGGGGGAAACCCGCGGUACGAGAACGUUCCUCUGAUCGGGAGAGGCUCUCCGCCCCCCUCGUACUCCCCCGGCAUGAGGGCUACAUACCUGUCCAUGACUGAGGACCAGAUCAGACACUUUGGGAAUGAUUUCCAGGCAUAGAGCUGCUCCUCCCUCCCUCCUCCUCUUUAAUCUCUGCCAUCUCCAAGAGGGUUCUCAAACAGGCAAACACACAUACACACACAACUACUCCAGCAGUGUGUGACUUUGUGGCUGCUACACGGACCCACUUCUCGUCCAACUCACUGGACUGGACCAAGGCCUGAUAUGAGGAAAGGUGUGACACACACAGUUGUCACAUCCCAAACCCCAGAGCCCAGUGUCUAUGUCUUAGUCACCAUGACUCCAGCCCAUAGAAUUAGAAUGAUUCUAUUAUGUGAUUCUAUUCAAUCUAUUUCAGUUCUCCCUUGCUGUCUCCAGAGAAUGCAGCAAUGUAAAGCCCUACUAUUCCACUUCCACAUUGCAUGUUGUGUCCACUGUCUGAAGGUGUAGUCAAAAGAAAUUCUGCCGAAGUUCUCUUGGAAAUAACACCAAACUUUUCUAAUAGCUUUAGAUUGAAAUAUUUUGGUUUGUCUGCAGCAUUUGUUUUAGGCAAGACCUUUGAAAAUGUAAGAAAGAGAAAUUAUAUAUAUUUUUUAUUUUCAUUUCAUUUGACCUAUAACAUCAAACUUACAACAUGUCCUUAGGCCACCAAUUCAGUAUGUGAGUCCUCAUAUUUCCCAGCUCUUUGUGUAGUAGUAGUGUUGAAAAAAAAUGGUAAAAUGGAAAUUGUCAUAAUAAUGAUUUCUUUUAAAACCGCUAGCUUGAUUCAUUCACUCUGACGAGACAACAGCAACUUUUACAGGAAAUUGCUUUUAUAAUGAUCUAUUGUUCAGAUACUAAUGAUAUGAUUAGUCUAUUUUGAAAUUAAACUUCUUCUAAAACAUAUGUUAAGAAUGGAAGCAUGUUUUUGUGCCUAUAACCACUCCCUAUUCACCUAAAAAUAUGUUCUAUAAUAGCUACUGUAGGUCUAUGACUGUUAACUCAAAAGGAGGGUCCAUACUAUGACUGUUGAUACCUGAUACUCCAACACAUUUGUAUUUGUUUAAAUUGGCCAAGAACAAGUACAUCAGAAAUGACAUUCACACUCUUAGAACUGGAAAGUGUCUACUGUCAAAGGGUCCUCCCUUUUCCUACACGGCUACAAACGACACAUACUGUAUAUGCCAUAAUAGUAGUUAUAUGUUUCCACAUACACCUCAGACCUAAACAUUGUGAAGCACAAACCUAACCCUGACUGUAUGGUAGGGCCUGGGAUAGGGGCCCUACACCCUGCCCUCUCUACACUAUGCCCUCCCUACACCAUGCCCUCUCUACACUAUGCCCUCCCUACACCAUGCCCUCUCUAAACUAUGCCCUCCCUACACUAUGCCCUCCCUACACUAUGCCCUCCCUACACUAUGCCCUCCCAACACUAUACCCUCCCAACACUAUGCCCUCCCGACACUAUGCCCUCCCGACACUAUGCCCUCCCAACACUAUGCCCUCCCUACACCAUGCCCUCCCUACACCAUGCCCUCUCUACACUAUGCCCUACCAACACUAUGCCCUCCCUACACUAUGCCCUCCCUACACCAUGCCCUCCCUACACUAUCCCCUCCCUACACUAUCCCCUCCCUAAACUAUGCCCUCCCUAAACUAUCCCCUCCCUACACUAUGCCCUCCCAACACUAUGCCCUUCCUACACUAUGCCCUCCCAACACUAUGCCCUUCCUACACUAUCCCCUCCCUACACUAUGCCCUCACAACACUAUGCCCUUCCUACACUAUCCCCUCCCUACACUAUGCCCUCUCUACACUAUGCCCUCCCAACACUAUGCCCUCCCAACACUAUGCCCUCCCAACACUAUGCCCUUCCUACACUAUCCCCUCCCUACACUAUCCCCUCCCUACACUAUCCCCUCCCUACACUAUGCCCCCCCUACACUGUGCCCUUCCUACACUAUCCGCUCCCUACACUAUCCGCUCCCUACACUAUGCCCUCCCAACACUAUGCCCUCCCAACACUAUCCCCUCCCUACACUAUGCCCUUCCUACACUAUCCGCUCCCUACACUAUGCCCUCCCAACACUAUGCCCUCCCAACACUAUCCCCUCCCUACACUAUGCCCUCCCAACACUAUGCCCUCCCAACACUAUCCCCUCCCAACACUAUGCCCUCCCAACACUAUGCCCUCCCAACACUAUGCCCUCCCAACACUAUGCCCUCCCUACACUAUGCCCUCUCAACACUAUGCCCUCCCAACACUAUCCCCUCCCUACACCAUGCCCUCCCAACACUAUGCUCUCCCAACACUAUGCCCUUCCUACACUAUGCCCUCCCAACACUAUGCCCUCCCAACACUAUCCCCUCCCUACACUAUGCCCUCCCAACACUAUCCCCUCCCUACACUAUGCCCUCCCAACACUAUCCCCUCCCUACACUAUGCCCUCCCAACACUAUCCCCUCCCUACACUAUGCCCUCCCAACACUAUCCCCUCCCUACACUAUGCCCUCCCAACACUAUCCCCUCCCUACACCAUGCCCUCCCAACACUAUCCCCUCCCUACACUAUGCCCUCCCAACACUAUCCCCUCCCUACACUAUGCCCUCCCAACACUAUCCCCUCCCUACACUAUCCCCUCCCAACACUAUCCCCUCCCUACACUAUGCCCUCCCAACACUAUGCCCUCCCUACACUAUCCCCUCCCUACACUAUGCCCUCCCAACACUAUCCCCUCCCUACACUAUGCCCUGCCAACACUAUCCCCUCCCAACACUAUGCCCUUCCUACACUAUCCCCUCCCUACACUAUGCCCUCCCAACACUAUCCCCUCCCUACACCAUGCCCUCCCAACACCAUGCCCUCCCAACACUAUCCCCUCCCAACACUAUGCCCUUCCUACACUAUCCCCUCCCUACACUAUGCCCUCCCUACACUAUACAGAUACCCCUCUGUGUUGCAUGCUCUUCUCCAUUCAGAAAGUCCUGCACAGUGUCUGACACAGGAUUUUAUGUUUUGAGCCAUCAUUUGAACAGACUAAGACUGUUAUUUUGGACUACCGGUAUUCAUAUUUUCUUUUAUGGUUGUCCCAAUGUGCCACGGGUUGUGUUUUAAACCAAUAAAGCCCUUGGGAGCGAGUUGCUCUGCCACAAUAUCAGAUAUUUUUUCAGAGGCCAUUGUUAUAUGAUGGCAUUCAGUUGUAUGUAUAUUGUAAUAAAAACAUAUAAACUUGAGUUUUGGUCAUGACUUGGAAAUUGCUGAAAACUGGAGGAGAAAUUGUGUUCAGAUAUCAGUUUUAACCUGAUUAAUGAUAAUUGUCUUCCAUUUUGAGAAACAUAGUCAUACUCUGAAUGAACAUUCUGUUUUCAUCUUUUGUCAGUUCAUGUUUAAUUCUGUAGGGUUUUGUUAUGUUAUUUUCUGUUUAUUUUUCAGUUUGAGUCCAUGUGAACUAGCACUGUCUUCAACUAUUGAGUGGUGAUUGAUUUCUAUGUAUCCUCAGAGAUGGGGUGUAAUUGUAAGUUAAUAAAAUACUUUUGUGUAGCUAGUA
Molecule: messenger RNA, 7028 nt
Organism: Oncorhynchus kisutch (coho salmon)
Lineage: Eukaryota; Metazoa; Chordata; Actinopteri; Salmoniformes; Salmonidae
Product: protein tweety homolog 2-like
Exons: 14
Coding region: 1939-3561 (540 amino acids)
Cellular component (GO): plasma membrane
Molecular function (GO): volume-sensitive chloride channel activity; intracellularly calcium-gated chloride channel activity
Source: RefSeq, a predicted model, not a curated record